AUGCCUCAUUACAAACUGACCUACUUCGACAUCCGGGGUCGGGGCGAGCCCGCCAGGCAGCUCUUCGCUCUCGCCCAUGUCGACUUUGAGGACCAAAAAAUCAAGAAGGAAAAUUGGGCUGUAUUGAAGCCGACAACUCCAUUCGGAACGCUGCCUAUCCUCGAAGUCGAUGGGAAAGAGCUCGGCCAAUCGAAGACCAUCUACCGCUACUUGGGCAAGCAGUUCGACUUCGCCGGCGCCGACGACUGGGAGUCUGCCCAAAUUGACCAGUGGGUCGAUCAGCUCCAAGAUUACGACACCGCCAUGCGGCCGUGGUCAGCAGUCUCCUGGGCGGACUUGAUGUUCGUGAACGCCUUGGAGAUCACGCUCACCUCAGCGCCGAACUUCUUGGACAAGUACCCGGAGAUCAUCGCCUACGUCAAGAAGAUCCAUGAAAUUCCCGAAAUCAAGGAAAGGAACGAGAAACAAGGAUUGAACUAU
This is a messenger RNA of Mesorhabditis spiculigera, 480 nucleotides long. The record is from the annotation of a GenBank genome assembly. Lineage: Eukaryota; Metazoa; Nematoda; Chromadorea; Rhabditida; Rhabditidae.